UUGAACCCGGAGGCGGUGACGGCAGCUACCGGACCCUGGUGACCGAACUCACAGCGGCCGCCUCAGGCCGGCGGAGCGGGAUGUUACGGGGUCUGGGAAGCUGGUUUGGCUUGGAGCAGGCGUCGACAGGGGGUGACCCUCCCGCUGGCGGUAGCCCCGAAGAGGCGGCGGAGGCGGCUGCGGGAAGCGAGCCCGAGCAGCGGCCCGGGAAGCCCCAGGAAGGGGACGAAGAGCCUCUUCUUCACCAAGCCAAAGGCUUUGGCAAUUACCUAUUUAACUUUGCCACUGCUGCUACAAAAAAGAUAACUGAAUCAGUUGCUGAAACAGCACAAACAAUAAAGAAGUCAGUAGAAGAAGGGAAAAUAGAUGAUAUCAUUGAUAAGACAAUUAUAGGAGACUUUCAGAAGGAACAAAAAAAAUUUGUGCAGGAACAACAUACCAAAAAAUCAGAAGCAGCAGUGCCUCCAUGGGUUGACAGUAAUGAAGAAGAAACAAUUCAACAACAAAUAUUGGCCUUAUCUGCAGACAAGAGAAACUUCCUGCGUGACCCUCCAGUGGGUGUUCAGUUUAAUUUCGACUUUGAUCAAAUGUAUCCUGUUGCUAUGGUAAUGCUUCAAGAAGAUGAACUGCUGAACAGAAUGAGAUUCGACCUUGUUCCUAAACAUGUAAAAGAGGAAGUGUUUUGGAGAAAUUAUUUUUAUCGUGUCUCCCUGAUUAAACAGUCUGCACAGCUGACUGCACUCGCAGCCCAGCAGCAAGCUGUGGGAAAGGAGGAGAAGAGCAAUAGCAGAGAAGGGGACUCACAGCUAACAGAGGCAGUACGACCUAAAACACCACCUGUUGCAAUUAAAGCUCAACUUAAACCUCAAGAGGAUGAAGAAGAAAUAUCAACUAGCCCUGGUGUAUCUGAAUUUGUUAGUGAUGCUUUCGAUGCUUGUAACUUUAAUCAGGAAGAUCUAAGAAAGGAAAUGGAACAGUUGGUACUUGAUAAAAAGGAAGAGGAAAUAACUAUAUUAGAAGAAGAAUCUGCAGAUUGGGAAAAAGAACUACAGCAGGAACUUCAGGAAUAUGAAGUGGUGACAGAAUCAGAGAAACGGGAUGAAAACUGGGACAAGGAAAUUGAGGAAAUGCUUCAGGAAGGAAAUUAAUUUUCUUGGAAUACAAUGUGACCUUUAAAUGUUCCACACACUGACAUCUGUUAACAUCCUGGACUCCCCCCAAUAAGGAGAAACAGAAGAACAUAUGGCAUAUUGAAGGAUCCAUACAUAGAGAAAUAACCAGCAUUAUUUCUUUGUUUAAAAUUGAACAUAGUUUAUUCCUAAUAAUCACAAAAUGUAUGUUUUACACAACAGUGGCUUAUUUGAAUAUAACUUUAGUUUAGGAGUCCUAUUUGUAGGCUAUAUUGAUGUAAAUGUAGCAGAAAACAAGUAAGAUUUUAGAAUACUACAUUCUCUGAGGUUAAAAGUGGGACAUCAUUAAUUUAUUCUUUAUGCAGAGUUUUAUAAAAUUUCUUCAUAUUUGUACUUUUAUCACUGAAAGUUCUUUGUACAUAUGCAUUAAAAUACUUAAUUCUCUUUAACUAUUAUCUCCUAAAUGUCCAAAUCAUGCCAAAGAAUUUAAAGGAAACAUUUCAGAAUUACUGUAUAGAAAUAGCUUCUUUUGGUAAGUACUUUCUGAAAAUUACCUAGAAGCCAAAAAAAUUAUUUCCUGUUGAUUUUUAAUAGCUUAACCCUGGCAUUAUUUGCAUUUGUAAUUAGAAAAACUUAGUGUAGCCUUCCUUUCUUUUUUAAGUAAGAGAAAGAAGUUUAGUCAUAUAUAAUUUUAAUGAUUUUCUUUUUGAAUUCUGUGCCACUGUUGUUUCAAAUCUUAUGGACUUUCAAACCUUUUUGUAUUAAUAGUAUUCAGAAGAUAUUUAAAUUUACUUUUUUCUUGCUUAUGUAGAGAUGAUAUGUAUAAAUACUUUAGCUUCACUUAUACUAAUUAAAUAGUUUUGUAUUUAUAAAA
Gracilinanus agilis (Agile Gracile Mouse Opossum) is the source of this 2004-nucleotide messenger RNA. It is a transcript of the gene SYAP1, whose product is annotated as synapse associated protein 1. Gene Ontology annotation, cellular component: synapse; cytoplasm. The transcript has 9 exons. The coding region runs from base 81 to 1148 and encodes 355 amino acids. The record is from RefSeq and is a predicted model, not a curated record. NCBI's taxonomy places the organism in Eukaryota, Metazoa, Chordata, Mammalia, Didelphimorphia, Didelphidae.